AUGGUUCUCAAUACCAUGGCAGUGGUAAGGCUUCUGCUGUUCGCACAGUUUUGUUUGGUCUUGGCAUUAGCGGCUGCGACUCACACACCGGCACGAGACUCGUUAACUAGUUUGAUUACUGGCCCACAGAUAACUCGACGUCCAUCUGUCGGUAAAAAGCCUAAAUUUGUAGGCCAUCAUGCUCAUUUGGAUAAGGUGCCAGCGCGGCGUGUAAUUGAUAACAAUCCAGGCUUUCAUUCCGCAUUAGAUGUUGCGGCGUCUGUUGACGCCCGUAAAGAAGAGUUUCACGAUGCACCAGAGUUCAUUAGUGCUGCUCUCAGUAAAAUACCCCAGAUUGAUUCCGAAUUGAGGAAUGAACUGUCGACUAGAGCAGUAAAUCUGUAUGGUCAUUAUAGUAGCUGUAUGCCCGUCAUCAAUGUUUUCUGUCAAAGCACAAACCAAGUAUCAAGUCAUAAAGCUUGGCAUACUUCAAGUACGGCAGAUACCAAAGGCGGACUUAUCACCUCUAAUCACGCAAACUUUAACUUCAUGUAUUCAUUCCUGCCAACGGUGGCCGUAUGUUGUGCCUUUUUGUUAUGA
Messenger RNA from Eremothecium gossypii ATCC 10895, 579 nucleotides. RefSeq names its product ABR250Wp. NCBI's taxonomy places the organism in Eukaryota, Fungi, Ascomycota, Saccharomycetes, Saccharomycetales, Saccharomycetaceae. The transcript has a single exon. The record is from RefSeq and is marked provisional. The coding region runs from base 1 to 579 and encodes 192 amino acids.